AAAAACAGAUCACUUCAACUAUUCACUUUCUCAUUUCUCAAAAUCAUUUCACCAUGGCGGAUUCCACGGGGAUGACGCUGAUGGAUCUGAUAUCGUCAGACCCUUCGUCGGCAAAGCCCUCUUCAUCCUCGUCGACGGCGGCGCCUCCGCCCGAGUCACCGAAGAAUGCCUCUGUGGGUGCUCCCGUGCCGGUGGUGGUUGAUCGGAAGUCGAAGAAGGGGACUCUUAUGCAGAUCCAGAGCGAUACUAUCUCUGCCGCUAAGGCCGCUUUCAACCCGGUCCGCACCAACAUCAUGCCCCAAAAGCAAAAGAAAAAGCCGGUAUCUUAUGCCCAACUUGCUAGGAGUAUACACGAGCUAGCAGCCACUUCAGAUCAGAAAAGUUCCCAAAGGCAAUUGGUGCAUCAUGUAUUUCCAAAGCUUGCUGUUUACAAUUCUGUUGACCCAUCUUUGGCUCCAUCACUUCUCAUGCUUGACCAGCAGUGUGAGGAUAGGACUGUACUACGUUAUGUUUAUUAUUACUUAGCCAGAAUCCUAUCAGACACUGGUUCACAAGGUUUAAGCCCAGGUGGUGGGAUACCUACUCCAAAUUGGGAUGCUUUGGCUGAUAUCGAUGCUGUUGGAGGGGUGACCACAGCUGAUGUAGUUCCUAGAAUAGUAGAGCGGUUAACUUCAGAGGCUUUAAAUGAAGAAGCUGAAUUUCAUGCAAGGAGAAUACAAGCAUUAAAGGCUCUCACUUAUGCACCUUCUAGCAACUCAGAAUUACUGCUUAGGCUGUAUGAAAUUGUGUUCAGCAUCCUGGAGAAGGUUGGUGAACCACAGAAAAGAAAGAAAGGCAUAUUUGGGACAAAGGGGGGUGAUAAGGAGGAAAGAACAGGUGGAAGCAGAUAUAGAGCAUAUGAGGGUCCUGGAUCCCCGAUAAGAGAAGAACCUCCUCCAUACUCUUCGCCCAUUCAUCAAAGAUACGAGUCAUUUGAAAAUCCGUUAGCUGGCUCGGGUUCACAUAGUUUUAGUUCUCAUGAUGAAGAACGAACAUCUUCGGGAAAUUCCAAAUCGGGGAGUGCACUUUAUGACUUUACUGCUGGUGGUGAUGAUGAGCUAAAUCUCACAGCUGGAGAAGAAGUUGAAAUUGAAUAUGAAGUAGAUGGAUGGUUUUAUGUUAAGAAGAAACGCCCUGGGAGGGAUGGGAAAAUGGCAGGGCUCGUUCCUGUACUCUAUGUCAGCCAGUCUUGAUGCUGAUGGCACUUUAAAUAAUUCAUUCCCUGGCUUGCUCAAGACAAGUUCUUUGGCUGAUUACUAGUGUUGGUGAUACAUGCGGAUAAACCACUUCUGUGCUAUUAUUAGCCUGAAUUGCUUGACUCAUUUCUAUCGGCUAAAGAGAUUCUUGGAGAUGUUGAUGCCUUUGAGUCUCGUGUUUGCGCCAUGGCUGCAUAUCAGUUGGUUGGCUUCAGGACUUGCUGCUUGUGCUGCUGUUAGUAUUGAAGCACGUUCGAACAAUUUCAAUCGACUGCACUUUUAUGUAUUUCUUCUCUCCUGUAUCUUUUUUAUGUGAGGCUCGUUUGUCCUGAGAUUAGGUAUCUGGUUUUAGUACCAGUUCUAAGUGACCUGACUAUCAAGUUUUUUUCGUAGCUUCUCUCGUCUGUACAUACUUUUUAGCAAUUGUGUCGAGUGUUGAGCAAAUUAUAUUUAACCUUUAUACAAAUCUAAUAUUUUACCUUAU
Messenger RNA from Olea europaea var. sylvestris, 1719 nucleotides. RefSeq lists its product as uncharacterized. Gene Ontology annotation, molecular function: protein binding. The record is from RefSeq and is a predicted model, not a curated record. NCBI's taxonomy places the organism in Eukaryota, Viridiplantae, Streptophyta, Magnoliopsida, Lamiales, Oleaceae. The coding region runs from base 54 to 1232 and encodes 392 amino acids. The transcript is spliced from 11 exons.